AUGCGGGGGGAGGCUAGCGAGAGCCCCGCGGAGAAGGAAAUCGGAGGUGAUGCAGCGAGUGGGGAGUGGUGGAAGGCGCAGUCGCUCACCACCGGCCAGGAGGGUUUGAUCCCCUACAACUUCGUGGCCCUGGUGAACAGCCUGGAGCCCGAGCCGUUGUUCUUCAAAAACAUCAGCCGCAAGGAUGCAGAGCGACAGCUCCUGGCAUCGGGCAACACGCACGGCUCCUUCCUCAUCCGGGAGAGUGAGACCUCCAAAGGCUCCUACUCACUGUCGGUGAGGGACUUUGACCAGAACCAGGGUGAGACGGUGAAGCACUACAAGAUCCGCAACAUGGACAACGGGGGGUACUACAUCUCCCCCCGCGCCACCUUCAGCAGCUUGCACGAGCUGGUGGAGUAUUACACACGUACGUGCCAUCCAGGGGCUGGGGGAACGAGUGGUCCAGGGGCUGGUCAACAAGCAGGACGCACAGCUACCCGUGCCCCAGCAAAGGCGUCGCGGGAGUCGCUGAAGCUGGUGGAGAAGCUGGGAGCGGGGCAGUUUGGAGAAGUCUGGAUGGGUGAGUCAGGGCGAAACUGGGGUGCUUCCUCCUGGAGGAAGGCACCGAUAGUUUUGCCAGACGCUUUCCGGGCGAAGGCAAACCUCAGAAAGAACCUGCAGCACCCGCGCCUGGUGCGGCUCUACGCCGUGGUGACGAAGGAGCCCAUCUACAUCAUCACGGAGUACAUGGAGAAGGGUGAGGACGCCCAGGUGCUGCCUGCCGUGGGGGCUAAAUUCCCCAUUAAGUGGACAGCACCGGAGGCGAUUAAUUACGGCACGUUCACCAUCAAGUCCGACGUCUGGUCGUUCGGCAUCCUGCUGACGGAGAUCGUCACCUACGGCCGGAUCCCGUAUCCAGGGAUGACCAACCCCGAGGUGAUACAGAACCUGGAGCGCGGCUACCGCAUGCCGCAGCCGGACAACUGCCCGCAGGAGCUGUACGAACUGAUGAUGCAGUGCUGGAAGGAGAGGCCUGAGGAGCGUCCCACCUUCGAGUACAUGAAGAGCGUGCUGGAGGACUUCUUCACCGCCACCGAGGGCCAGUACCAGCAGCAGCCGUGA
Opisthocomus hoazin is the source of this 1104-nucleotide messenger RNA. Lineage: Eukaryota; Metazoa; Chordata; Aves; Opisthocomiformes; Opisthocomidae. The record is from RefSeq and is a predicted model, not a curated record.